GUUGCGAUUUUUGCCUACGAUAAUAUGGCUUUGUAUCAUCACCACGGGGCUUGUCGAUAUUUUUACGAAUUAUGAAGAGAAUGGCUGUGAUAUGACGUGGAUGUUUAAGUACCCACAGUAUCUGAAGGUGAAAUUGAGCGAGCGAGUUUCUGAUGAAUUUCCCAACUAUGGACUCUACUUCUAUGAUGAAGCAGGGGAUUAUUCUGGAAAAAGUGGUGUGUUUCACCUCCAUGGUAUUCCUGUUCUGUUCAUUCCGGGCAAUGCUGGCAGCCACAAGCAAGUGCGCUCUCUUGGUUCCGUGUCGUUGUGGCGGACACGCGAUAAGAUGGCGACAUAUCAUUUCAACUACUUCAGUGUUGACUUCGAUGAGGAAAUGUCAGGAAUGAGUGGCAGUUUGCUGAGAAAAGAAACAUAUUUUGUUCAUCAUAGCAUUAAGAAAAUUCUCAAACUCUACAAAAAAGCCAAGAAUCCUCCCACGAGUGUUUUGUUGGUUGGGCAUUCAAUGGGAGGCGUUGUGGCAAGAGGACUCUUCCUCCUUAAGGACUUCAACCCAUCCACAGUUCACACCAUAAUCACUCAGGCCUCCCCGCAUCAAGCAGCAGUUGUACCGGCUGAUUUUGUGUUGGCAUCGUAUUAUGCAAAAGUUAAUCGAUAUUGGCAGGAGCGUGCCAAUACGACUGUCAGCCAUGUGGCUAUGGUAUCCACAGGCGGUGGCUACAGGGAUCUCUUGGUCAGGGGUGGUCUCACAUCAAUUGACAGCGUUGUUGAUAGUACCCGUGGCAUCAGCUCUAAUACGAUGUCCGUGCCAAAAGCUUGGGUUGGCACAGAUCACAAAUGUAUUGUUUGGUGUAGGCAGUUUGUUCUUGCAACAGUUCGAGCAACCAUGGAUAUCGUGGACCCAGCCACGAGGCAGAUAACUGAAGACACAGAGCUGAAGAUGAAAGUUUUCAGGCAUCAUUUCGUUCAACAUCCCGGUACGAAAGAGUUCAAGAGCGACUUCGAGGAGACUUUAAAAUUGAAAGUGGAUAAAGCUGCCUGGGAGGAGAGAUCAGAAUCUUCUUGGGUUAUGCAGAAAAAGAUUACGAGGACAACCUAUAUUGCUGUUCCUGUACCUGCUGAGAAAUACUUGGUUGCUGUCACUGAUGCUGAGACCGAUGAUUGGAUUGGUGGAUGCCAAGCCCCUGAGGGACAGAAGUGCUCCGAAGUGGAAAACCUCUCCCAGCUAGGAAAAGUCAUAGCCCCUCGAGAACUGGGAAGGAAAGCUAUCCAUCUCUCCCCAUCAGAGCUGCAAGGAUUCUCUCAUGUUGUCUUCAUGCUGGAAAGACAAGCAAUUCCUGAGGUAGAUUGUCAUACAACUAGUGAGGCUCAGCUGAUGGUGGAGACAUAUGAUGAAGACCAGCGCCAUUUGAACCUGAGCGUCCCUGGGUUCUUUACCGAGUUCCCUCGUACAAUGCUCGAGAGAAACAUCGUGAUCCCUGAAACUGCCCCCGGUGCCAUUUUCUAUAACCUGUCGGUACCCUGGUUGGAGUCUGUACGGCAAGCUUACAAGGUCCAUGUCACUCCGCUCAAGUGUGAAGGUAGAUACCGAACUGGUACGAUGAGUUUACAUGUGCCCUGGGCAAAUGAAGACACAUCAGUUAAUGCAAGUGCUACGGAGCCUUCAGAACUGACUAUGAAAUUCCAGACAGGGAUGCCUAAGGAUUACCCCAUCCUACCUCAACUGCAUCUCCAUCUUGAUCCUAAUUGCCGGUACAAGGUGGAAGUGGCUUUGUCCCUACCAGAAAUAUUUGGACAGAUCGUCAGGUUCUUUUCGCCUCUCGUCCCUGGUGUCAUGGUCUCACAGUUCCUACUCGUGUUGUCAUGGCAACUCAUGCAAUCAUCAAAACAAGAUGUUGGUGAUCUCUCCUUCAUCACCUCCUUCACCAGUGCCACCAAUCCAAAGAGGCUGUUCCCCUUUGUCAUGCUCCCAACACUCUUGAUGGGAAACGAGGCGGUACACCGUACGCUGUUCGAUGUCCUUGGCCUUCCUCUAACCGACGGCUACUUCCUAACACAGAGAAACAUCUGGAACACCGGGACAUACCCGAGUGUUAUCUUCAUGACCAACGCCUUAUCCUUCGCAGUUGGUUAUUUCCUCUACGGAUAUUUCCAUUUCGUUGCGAUGGUGGCUGGACUGUGUUUCAAAAGAUGUGUUGCAUCUGAAACGGUCCAAAAGGUGCUGGGUGUGUUGGAAUACGUGAUCCUUGCUGCAGCUGUGAUGACAUCUCUUGGAACCUGUGGUGCUAUUGGUAUUUUCAUGCUCAUGAAACUACAAGGGUUGAAGGUGAUCGGCCUUCUCAUGCAGUCAUCGAAUGAAGAAAAGAAGACGUCUUUCCAUUUGCACUUUACUGUGCUCUUACUCUAUGCAUUAUCAUUCCUCAUCAAUGGUGCUCCCCUCGUUCUAUGGGCAAAAACAUUCAGACAGUCGUUAACCUUACUAAAUGACUCUUCACGCAAUCCUGCCAUUGUGCUGUGUUUGACGGCCAUGGUACUCAGUUACUGUGAUAGAAGGAAUUCUCUCAGAUCAGUCCCCACCGUUGCGUUAAAGAUGAUCCACACUGCCGCCGUCCUGAUCAUGUUUUAUGGAAUGUCGUCUGUCUACCGAGUGCCGUACUUCCUCUGUGCCGUCUUCAUCAUCCUGGCACUUUCGGGUGUUUACAGGAUGAUCGUCGGACCGCCACAAGUUAUAGAAUCAGAAGUUGAGGUGGAGAAGAAGACUCAGUAGAUCGGUCAUUUUUGGAGGACUUUAGCUGAUUUCAUUGCACCCUUGUGUGGUAAAAAAUACGUGUUGAAGAGGGUGGAAUGUCCUUAAUCAUGUUGAUACAAGUAUUGUUGAAUACUCUGUUGAUGAAACAUAAGUUGACCACAUGGAUGCAGCCUUAUGUGGUAAACUAACGUGUUGAAGAGGGUGGAAUGUCCUCAAUUAUAUUACAAGUGUUGUUGAAUACUCUGUUGAUGAAACAUAAGUUGACCACAUGGAUGCAGCCUUAUGUGGUAAAAUAACGUGUUGAAGAGGGUGGAAUGUCCUCAAUUAUAUUACAAGUGUUGUUGAAUACUCUGUUGAUGAAACAUAAGUUGACCACAUGCAUGCACCCUCGUGUGGUGAAAAUACGUGUUGAAGAGGGUGGAAUGUCCUUAAUCAUGUUACAAGAAUUGUUGAAUACUAUUUUUUGAUAUUAUACAUAUAACGUUCAUUGAGACAACAACAAAUCGGAUCCUACAUGUAGGUCGGCAUAUUUAUACAUAAUAUGAUUACAAAUGUCAAAACAAAUUGGGACCGGGACAGUUUGGGAAAUUACAUAUAUUCACAAAGGUAAAUGGGCAAUAAAAACAAACUGGUGAGGUGAUAAGCAAAUGAUUCCAUGUAAAAAACCAGAGGUUUUAGAUUAAACAAUUACUGAAUGGGAUUAUUGUGUCCUCCCCAGUUAAUAGCGCUUGUAAUUAUCAAUGCAAUUACAAGUAGCCUCAAUACUGCCUUGACAAUUCGGCAGGGCUGUACACGCAAAUAACCCUUCCUCUUUAGAAAGACGAAAGUGCAGAUCCAAAACAGGACAAGUUUCCACAUAACAUGUGAUAGGUUUCAACUCGUAGUUAGUAGUGCUUGUGAUUAUAAAUGCAAUUACAAGCAGCCUCAAUACUGCCUUGACAAUUCAGCAGGACUGUACACGCAAAUAACCCUUCCUCUUUAGAAAGACGAAAAAGUGCACGUCCAAAACAGGACAAGUUUCCACGUAACAUGUGAUAGGUUUCAACUCGGAGUUAAUAGCGCUUGUGAUUAUCAAUGCAAUUACAAGCAGCCUCAAUACUGCCUUGACAAUUCGGCAGGGCUGUACACGCAAAUAACGCUUCCUUUUCAGAAAGACGAAAGUGCACAUCAAAAAUAGGACAAGUUUCCACGUAACAUGUGAUAGGUUUAAACUCGGAGUUAGUGCUUGUGAUUAUAAAUGCAAUUACAAGCAGCCUCAAUACUGCCUUGACAAUUCAGCAGGGCUGUACACGUAAAUAACCCUUCCUCUUCAGAAAGACGAAAGUGCACAUCAAAAAUAAGACAAGUUUCCACGUAACAUGUGAUAGGUUUCAACUCGGAGUUUUCUUUUUUCCCCCUUGUGUAGUAUUCAGUGUGUUGUGAACCAGGUGUGCCAUAUGUGUACUCUUCAAGAGUGAAACCUUUAGUAGGGUCUUUUGUAGCAUUUUUUAACUAAAUGGCAUUUCAAGACGGCAGUGACACCUAUUUUUCCUUUGACACCUACAUUCAGGUCACCUUUGAAAUGAGUUCUCUGGUGCAGCAUAAUAAUUUGUUUUAUAUAAAUUUUUGUGCUGUGAAAGUCGGUCAGUGGCAUGGGGACUAUGUGCGGGAACUUGAUGCAUCUGUGUAAUGAGAGGUUCAAAACAGGUGUCACUGCUGAUCUUGCUGUUGAAAAGAUUAUUGAUGCCUGGAAUUAAUUUGUAUAUUUCGUAAAAUUUUACAUUUUCUGUAAAUUUUUGGUACUAGAUGUGCUUUUGUGUAUUAAAUGUAGGCUUCUAUAGAUUUUUAGAUCUUUAUGAUAAAAUUCUGUUAUUCUGUUAUGUUUCAACAAUUCACUUUACGUCCUGGUAACCACCCUCAUACUCCUUAAGCAUUUCUGUCAACAAAACUAAGGGUGUGGUUGCUAGAAGAGGGUCAGUUCCCAGCACCAAUCUUCAUUAUAUUCCUCCUGCAGCUGUGCUAGAAGAGGGUCAGUUCCCAGCACCAAUCUUCAUUAUAUUCCUCCUGCAGCUGUGCUAGAAGAGGGUCAGUUCCCAACACCAAUCCUCAUUAUAUUCCUCCUGCAGCUGUGCUAGAAGAGGGUCAGUUCCCAACACCAAUCCUCAUUAUAUUCCUCCUGCAGCUGCUUCAAACAAAUGUUGUUUUCGGUGGGUGUUUUCCUUUAAUCGGUUCCUGUUGCCUGAAUCUGCAACAUCUUCCUCUUUGCAUCAUAUAAAUAUCCUUUACUAGAGUGUUGUUGUUUCGGAACAGUUAAUAACGUAUAGUAUUUAUAAUAAUAAUAAUAAUAA
Lineus longissimus is the source of this 5073-nucleotide messenger RNA. RefSeq names its product GPI inositol-deacylase-like. The coding region runs from base 92 to 2764 and encodes 890 amino acids. The transcript is spliced from 24 exons. Gene Ontology annotation, biological process: endoplasmic reticulum to Golgi vesicle-mediated transport; GPI anchor metabolic process. The record is from RefSeq and is a predicted model, not a curated record. Lineage: Eukaryota; Metazoa; Nemertea; Pilidiophora; Heteronemertea; Lineidae. Gene Ontology annotation, cellular component: endoplasmic reticulum. Gene Ontology annotation, molecular function: phosphatidylinositol deacylase activity.